Molecule: messenger RNA, 1635 nt
Organism: Lampris incognitus (smalleye Pacific opah)
Lineage: Eukaryota; Metazoa; Chordata; Actinopteri; Lampriformes; Lampridae
Exons: 10
Coding region: 1-1635 (544 amino acids)
Biological process (GO): transmembrane transport
Cellular component (GO): membrane
Molecular function (GO): transmembrane transporter activity
Source: RefSeq, a predicted model, not a curated record
AUGAAUUUCGACGAAAUUCUCUCUCUCAUCGGAGGUUUUGGGAAGUUCCAGAAGAUCUUAUACAUAUGGAUUUGUUUACCUCAGAUCUUUCUGGCGUUUCAAAUGCUGGUCUCCAUUUUCACUGGCGCCGUCCCUCCUCACAGAUGCCGCUCCGCGUGGCCCUCCGACGGGGCCCCGGCCCCCUCAGACUUCAACUUUAGCCUCGUGUCCAGCCCCGGCGGCUGGCGUAGCCUGUCCUGCGCGGCCGGGUCCAACCACAGUGUCGGUUCGGGUCCGAGCGGCGGCCAAGCCACCAAGAGCUGUCAGGGAGGCUGGGAGUACAGCGGGGAGACCUUCCACAGCACGGUGGUGACGGAGUGGGACCUGGUCUGCGACAACGCCAGCCUGAACAACAUUGGCUCCUCCGUCUACAUGUUUGGCCUCCUGGUGGGAGCUGUGGUGUUCGGCACCUUAGCGGAUAAGUUCGGUCGCAGGGCCAUCAUCCUGGUUGGCCUGACCAUACAGGCGAUCUUUGGAGUGGGGGCUGCUUUCGCUCCCAAUUUCUACGUCUACACCCUGCUCCGCUUUAUGGUCGGGACAUCCGUCUCUGGUGUCAUCAUGAAUGCAUUUGUCCUAGGCACGGAGUGGACUGGGUCCAAACAGAGGAUGUUGGCGGGCGUCAUUACCGACUACUUCUUUGGCUUUGGUUACAUUUUGCUUGCGGGGGUGGCAUACCUCAUAAGAGACUGGCGUAAGCUCCAGCUGGCCAUCUCAGCACCCAGUUUCCUCUUCGUCUUCUACAUCUGGGUUUUACCAAAGUCGGCGCGCUGGUUGAUGGCCAACGAGAGGGAUGAGGAGGCAUGGGAGCUCAUCCGGAAAGCGGCCAGGGUGAACGGGAAGCCUCUCCAGGAAGAUCUGGAGAUGAGCCAGUCUUUCAGAGACAACCGGAAAGUAGAAGAGAAGAGGAAGCACACACUGACUGACCUUGUUCGAACCCCGAAGAUGAGGAAACAGUCGCUGAUCGUGUUCUACCUCUGGUUCGUCAAUGUCCUCGUCUACUAUGGCCUGUCCCUCAACAUUUCAGACUUUGGGAUGAACAUCUACCUCACCCAGAUGAUCUUUGGACUGGUAGAGAUGCCCGCACGCACCAUAACUCUGUUCACCCUCAACCGCUCCCGCAAGUUCUCCCAGCUGGCAUUCCUGGCCGUUGGCGGCACGGCCUGCCUGCUGACCAUCUUCAUCCCCGACGAUCUCGCCAUCAUCAGGACCAUCCUGGCUAUGGUUGGAAAGUUUGGGAUCACAGCUUCUCUGUCUAUUAUAUACAUUUACUCAGCCGAGGUUUUCCCUACCGUUAUCAGGCAGAACGGGAUUGGUAUAGGUUCCAUGUGUGCCCGGGUCGGCGGCGUCUUGGCCCCCAUCAUUUACCUUCUGAAGGAGAUCAGUAAGCAGGCUCCCAUGGUACUGUUUGGCCUGUGUCCCCUGAUGGGCGCGGCCCUCACCCUCCUGCUGCCCGAGACGGCCAAUAAGCCCCUGCCCGACACCAUCGAAGAUGUGGAGGGCUCCAGUCUGAGCGAGGAGGAAGGCAAACUGAAGGCGGCGCUGUACGAGGCCUACCCGAAAAACCCGGACAUCAUCAGCGGGAUCGGGACUGAGUGA